Equus quagga is the source of this 1389-nucleotide messenger RNA. RefSeq names its product cilia and flagella associated protein 276 (gene CFAP276). Lineage: Eukaryota; Metazoa; Chordata; Mammalia; Perissodactyla; Equidae. The coding region runs from base 810 to 1325 and encodes 171 amino acids. The record is from RefSeq and is a predicted model, not a curated record. The transcript has 5 exons.
AACAUCCUCCAAGCCAUCGCCGUCAAAUUCAUGUUUUCCACUACCCUUUCGGGCCCCAGGCUAUUUAUGAGCAUCUCUAAUUGUGCAGACAUGGCGUCCGACAAAUACUUAUUAAGCACCUCCUGUGUGUGAAGCGAUAGAAAUAAGAUUGAGAGGCGGUCUGUCUCUCCUCUAGAAGUUAUAGCCUAGAAGAGCGGCCCCGUAGGCGUUAUUGCAACAGCCGCCUCUAGAGAUCUUACUUCCAUCCCGCCAAAUACAUCCGUGCCUUUACAACCGGCUCUAUGCGAAGCCUGGAGACUCGUAUAGUUAAAUCGAGUUUAAGCAAGGAGCCUUUGCCUUAGCUGACAACCUUCCAAGCACGACACGUGGGCUCUUCCCUCUCUUGACAUCCCAUUCUCUCAUUGCUUUGAAAAAUCCUUUUCUUAGAUGUGAGGCAGAAGGAAAUUUCUGGGUUAUCUUUUAGGACUUCUUUCCUCAACCGAAGUCUUUUGCAGAAGUCCUACACUCCGGGAGGCCGGCGUUUUUCAACUGAGGCUCAGGAGUGCAAAUCCAGGGCUCCUCAGUACGCUCAGCAGCGCUUUCCCUCUGUAUUCCCAGCCGCUUCCUCCCGAGGGGCCUCUCUGGUUGGACCGCCAGGUGGCGCCCUUCUCGAAGGGAAUUCACCUCAGUCAUAGAUGGCAGGGCAGUUACCUGGCAACAGAAACUGGGCGUUCCAAACAGUUGGGACCCGGGAUCCUCCACGUGCCAGGUUUUGUGCGGCUGCGCAGGCCUCCCAUCCCUCAUAAGAGCGUCUCUCCCUGCAUUUUACCAUGCCUCCCACCCGAAACCCUUUCCAGCAGCCUACGUUGGAUAACGAUGAUUCCUACUUGGGAAAAAUGCGGGCUUCCAAGAAACUGCCAUAUAAGAACCCAACUCACCUUGCUCAGCAACAGGAACCCUGGAAUCGGCUCAACUCAACUCCCACAAUCAACUCCAUGAGGCGAGAUGCUUAUUUUUUUGAUCCUGAGAUACCAAAGGAUGACCUGGAUUUCCGCUUAGCAGCCUUGUACGAUCACCACAUGGGGAUGUUCAAGAACAAAAGUGAGAUACUGUUACAGCAGGAGACCACCCAGGAUACCCGUGGACGCAGCAAGAUCCAAUUCCCUGGAGAAUGUUUACCCCCUCCCUCGCUACCCCCCAUCACUUCCCGAGCUAACAUCAGACACUGGAUCAACCCUAAGAAGGAGUCUAUCCACAGCAUCCAGGGAUCCAUAGUUUCCCCUCACACUGCGGCCACCAAUGGAGGCUACUCCCGAAAGACCGAUGGUGGCUUCUUCUCCACCUAGUGCUGACAAGCCCCUGGAUUAAUCAGUCAUAGUAGAACAUCCUCCAUUAAAUAGAUUUGUGCAA